AUGUUGAAGCUGUGCGCCCAGUCAUUUGUGAGCUCGUCGACGAAUUACAACUUCGUUUGGAACUAGCAGCUUUUUCGCUGUGAUUUAUCAUACGUUAAAGUCCACCACCGCUGCUUGUUUUUAGCGAAGUUUGAAACGAAGUGCUUUUAUGUGACGUCAAAACAAAGGCGAGGAGAAAAAAAUAUAAGAAACCACGCUUAAAAAAAAGAUAUUAUAUAAAAAACAAAAAAUGCAAGCGUUAAUGGAAAAAAUCAGUUUGAAAGGGUAGCGCGUUGUUUAAGUUCGCAACUUAAAGUUUGACUCUUCAGUGACUGUUCAAUGUUGGUUAACGGAUGGUGUGGCAAGUAGCGAGUGGCGCGUGAUUCACUACCGCAGAAGAGGAUUGGUUGGAGUUAAAGUGGGAAAAUACACAGAUAAGAAUAAAAAAAAUAUUCAUAAGCAUUGCCUUUUGUUGGGUGCGCAAAUUUUAAGUGAAUACGCGUAAGAGCCAAUGAACUCCGAUUUCGCGUGCAGUAAACGGAGUGGCAAAUGUAGUGUGACAAAAUAAGCGAAGGUGAAGGUAUUUUAUGUGUGCAAAGCAAAGUGCGUAAAUCUAUGGCAAAAAAGUAUAUAAGUUAAACUACACACACAUACAUAUAUAUGUACCCACAUAUGCACAUACUAUGUAUAUACAAGCUUCCAAUAUCCUCGUCGAAUGUGGAAAGCCAGCAAUUCAUGAUUUGACAUUACUUCCAAAGUGUGGCAAAUUACUUUUACAAAAAAGCUCGCAACUUUAUAACAAGCAAUAAAUUGAAUAAUACGCGUACAAUGCCAUAAAACUCGUUGAAUUCCUCAAACCAAAAAAGUUGUGUACUCAAAACCACUUCAAGCAACUUCUCCACUCAACUCUCCAGCAAACAACGCUCAAAGCACGUAACAGGCAACACUCAGCCGUAAAGCCACAGUGAAACGGACUCAACGGCACAAAGCUCAACAAUUAAUUUUUGAUUAGCUAUCGACGUCCAUUUGGAAUAAAUUUUCUACUUUUUUAAUACGAAUUUAUCGAUCGCGAGACGGGUCUUGCAAAUCCUGCGCUUGUCUACGAUGAGCUAGACUAUCCCCAUCUUUAUUCCCAAUUCGACGGUGGUGGCUCAAUGAUGAUGACCAGCCAUAUGGAUAGCCAACAAAUGCCCGCCUUUGCAGCCAACGCCACCGAUAGCAUCGAUGGUGAGAGCAGAAGCUACAAUGCCGACGAUUUAGAUCAAGAAGAUGGCGAAGAGAAGGGCACACGAUGCGUGCCAGAGUUCCAAUUCUCACUGGUCGAAUCGGAAUACGACGAAACGCUGGCGUUUCCCGAUUCCGUGACGAUAUUGUCGAAUGUCGGGGAAAAGCCAGUUCUAGUGCAACGAAAGGAUACAGACGACGACGAUGAUGAGGAGGAGGGCGCCGGCGCGUUGUCAGGACAGCCGGCGGAAAUACCGUACACUUCAAUAUACGGGCCAAGUAUGAAAUUUAACUCUUUUCAACGGAAAGUGUUUAUACCCGGCACGGAGAUACAGGUGCGGAUAAUUGACAAUGAACGAAGUGUGACGACACACUUAUUGAAUCCAAACUUAUAUACCAUCGAACUGACGCAUGGCCCCUUCACGUGGACCAUUAAACGCCGUUACAAACAUUUCAAUUCGCUGCAUCAGCAACUUAGUUUCUUCCGCACCUCACUAAACAUUCCCUUUCCGAUGCGUAGUCAUAAGGAGAAACGCGCAACAAUUAAAAAGGCAGCCAUACAAAUGGCGGACGAGGCGCGCCUCAAGUCAAUGCAGCAGACACAGACGCAGACAACGGUUCUUGAGACCAGCCACAAAGUGCAAUAUACUGGCAACGGCAAUGCGUGCAGUGCGAUGGCGAUGGCGAGUACCAGCAGUAGUCCUUUGGGAGCGCUGGGAAUUAUGGGGAAAAGGAAGAAGAAAAAACGAAAGCUACCACGUUUUCCGAAUCGGCCCGAGUCGCUUAUUGCAUUCGAAUCACUGCCUAUGCGAAUAAAGCAACUGGAGGACUAUCUGUACAAUUUGCUGAACAUCAGUUUGUAUAGAAAUCAUCACGAAACGCUGAACUUCGUUGAAGUCUCAAAUGUUUCGUUUAUCUCUGACCUCGGCAUCAAAGGCAAGGAGGGUGCCAUACUCAAGCGUACAGGCUCAACACGUCCUGGCCAGGCGGGCUGCAAUUUCUUUGGUUGUUUUCAGCAGAAGUGUUGCGUGCGCUGCAGUUUUUUCUGCUCGGAUGUGCUUUACGGCAAGUGGCGCAAUCGCUGGUUCUUCGUCAAGGAGACUUUCUUCGGCUACAUACGUCCCACCGAUGGCGUGAUUAGAUCUGUGAUACUAUUCGAUCAGGGCUUCGACGUGUCCACUGGCAUCUAUCAGACGGGCAUGCGUAAAGGUCUGCAGGUGCUCACCAACAGCCGUCACAUAAUACUCAAGUGUUGGACGCGGCGAAAGUGCAAGGAGUGGAUGCAAUAUCUCAAACAGACAGCUAACAGCUAUGCCCGCGACUUUACCUACCCCAAUCCGCAUAUGUCGUAUGCUCCGGUGCGCUCGGGUAUACAAGCGAGUUGGCACGUGGAUGGGUCCGCAUACAUGGGCGCGAUAGCGGAUGCGCUCGAAGAGGCGAAAGAAGAAAUUUUCAUAGCCGAUUGGUGGUUGAGCCCCGAGAUUUAUAUGAAGCGGCCAGCGAUCGAUGGCGAUUAUUGGCGCUUGGAUAAGAUACUGCACCGGAGAGCGUCGCAGGGUAUUAAGGUAUUCGUGCUGCUUUACAAAGAGGUCGAAAUGGCUUUGGGCAUUAAUAGUUACUAUAGCAAGCAGAGGCUUUCACACGAGAAUAUCAAGGUUUUGCGACAUCCUGACCAUGCGCGUGCUGGCGUGUUUUUCUGGGCGCAUCACGAAAAAAUGGUGGUGAUCGAUCAGACCUACGCUUUCAUCGGUGGUCUGGAUCUCUGCUACGGACGUUGGGAUGAUUAUCGCCACCGGCUCAGCGAUCUUGGCAGCGUAUCAACCGCUUCGGCAUCAGGCAGCACGCGUCGACUUGGUGGCUAUUUCACAAAAGACGACGCUGACUCUGCCUUUGGCUCUCAAAAAUCCUCACGCAAGGAAAAUGCCAACGUGAGUACGGACUUGCAGAAAAGAGAACAGUUAAGCGCAAGCUUUGCGGCGCCCGAAUUUGAGGAGGUGGAACUGCGUACACUCUCGCCUGGCGAAAAACUCGUAAUACCUGAACUGCUUUCACCCACCGCUGGCGAACCAGUCGCCAUUGAGGGCUUGAAAUUGAACACACCCGAGAUGGAGCGCAAGAAUGUAUUGGAAAAAAUCACAACAAAUGCUAUGCGCAAGGGUAAAGAUCUUGUGAAUAGACUAACAAUGACAGAACAGGAUCGCGCAGCAACGAGUGAUAAAUCGCCAGAUGUGCUCAAGGAUCCUAAGCAGCUGGUAUUCACCAUUGACGAAAUGGAGCAAGGGCGUCUGGGCGGACUGGAAGAUCCGACGCCUUUCCAAACGCAGAUUCUCAACGAUUACUACGGCCAAGCGAAGUACUGGUUCGGCAAGGACUAUUCGAAUUUCAUACUCAAAGAUUGGAUGAAUUUGGAUGCGCCGCUGGUCGACAUUAUAGAUCGUUCAACAACACCACGUAUGCCUUGGCAUGACGUGGGCAUUUGCAUGAUUGGUCCGUCGGCGCGUGAUGUGGCACGCCAUUUCAUACAACGCUGGAAUGCUGUGAAGUUGGAAAAGAUGCGCGACAACGCGAACUUCCCCUACCUAAUGCCAAAGAGUUAUCACAACAUCAGACUGAAUCCGAAUAUUGUCUUGAAACGGCAGAAUCGCGUAACUUGCCAAUUGCUGCGCAGCGCUUCCUCUUGGAGUUGCGGCUUCAUCGAACAAGAUUUGGUGGAGCAAAGCAUACAUGAUGCCUACAUACAGACCAUAACGAAGGCGCAGCACUACAUCUACAUCGAGAAUCAGUUCUUCAUCACGAUGCAGUUGGGCGCUACGGGCGCCUAUGGAAAUGUGCGCAAUCAAAUAGGCGAGACGUUGUUCAAGCGCAUUGUGCGAGCACACAAGGAGCGGAAAACUUUUCGUGUUUUUGUGAUCAUACCUCUACUGCCCGGUUUCGAGGGUGACGUUGGCGGCAGCACCGGCAAUGCGGUACGCGCAAUCACGCACUGGAAUUAUGCAUCGAUUUCAAGAGGACGCUCUGCGAUACUCACACGCCUCAAGGAGGUCGGCAUAAGCGAUCCCGGCGAAUACAUCUCGUUCCAUAGCCUGCGCACAAAUUCACAAUUGAAUAAUAUUCCCAUUACCGAACUCAUUUAUGUGCACUCAAAGCUGCUCAUCGCCGAUGAUCGUGUGGUAAUUUGUGGCUCGGCGAAUAUCAAUGACCGCUCGAUGAUCGGCAAACGUGAUUCGGAAAUUGCUGCCAUCAUUAGCGACGAAGAGUUUGAGGAUGGGCGCAUGAAUGGCAAAAAGUAUCCGAGUGGCGUGUUCGCCGGCAGGCUGCGCAAAUUUCUAUUCAAGGAGCAUUUGGGCUUGCUCGAUCCCGAUGCCGAUCGCAUGCCAAUCGAUGUAACCGAUCCGGUGAUCGAUCAGUUCUGGAAUGGCAUGUGGCGGCGCACAUCGACGCGCAACACCGAGAUUUACGAAGAGGUAUUCAAGUGUAUACCCAGCGAUAAGGUGAAAUCGUACGCGGAUUUGCGAAAAUAUCAGGAAGAGCCGCCAUUGUGCAGAUCGGACCCGGAGGUGGCGGCGAAGCGGGUGGCAAAUAUUCAGGGAUUCCUAGUCAAUCUGCCAUUGGACUUCCUCAACAAAGAAGUGCUAACACCGCCUGGCACCAGUAAGGAGGGUCUCAUCCCUACCGCCGUGUGGACGUAGUCUGAGAUAUGCAUUUUUACUGCUAUAAAUAUUUAUAUGAAUUUGCUAUAAUGUAUUUAUUAUUAUUAUUUGUUUUUGUAAAAACCGUGUAAUAUGGAAAAAGUUGAAGUGCUUUAUUAGCUUGUAAGGUUAGUGUGAGCUUUUGUUGGUGUUAUUACGUAAAGUUUGUAUAUUAAAUUUAGGGCUAUCAUAGAUAUUUACUUUUACUUUAACUAGGCUGUAAAAAUAUCAACUAAAAAUAUAUUUGUGACAGUAUUUUAGCUUUCGAUAAUAUUUUACAAGUGUCGAUUCCAUUGUA
Messenger RNA from Anastrepha obliqua, 5190 nucleotides. RefSeq names its product phospholipase D1 (gene Pld). The coding region runs from base 1134 to 4892 and encodes 1252 amino acids. The transcript has 10 exons. Gene Ontology annotation, biological process: cell motility; phosphatidic acid biosynthetic process; intracellular signal transduction. NCBI's taxonomy places the organism in Eukaryota, Metazoa, Arthropoda, Insecta, Diptera, Tephritidae. The record is from RefSeq and is a predicted model, not a curated record. Gene Ontology annotation, molecular function: D-type glycerophospholipase activity; phosphatidylinositol binding.